Molecule: messenger RNA, 1987 nt
Organism: Vespa crabro (European hornet)
Lineage: Eukaryota; Metazoa; Arthropoda; Insecta; Hymenoptera; Vespidae
Product: pinopsin-like
Exons: 6
Coding region: 819-1799 (326 amino acids)
Biological process (GO): G protein-coupled receptor signaling pathway
Cellular component (GO): photoreceptor outer segment; membrane
Molecular function (GO): G protein-coupled receptor activity
Source: RefSeq, a predicted model, not a curated record
AUCGACCUUGACAUUAAUCCAAAAUUAACGACUAUAAUCUCUUUGUGACAUUAGCACGGGAUUUAAAAUAUUUUUUUUCCGGCUCUAACGAUGCAGCGUUUAAAGUGGCUACGUUAUAUGACAAAAAAUACGCAGGUGUAUAACGGAAUAUAAAUAAUUGGUAAAUGGAAUAAAAUCAUUGUCACAAAAAGUUGCGUGCGUCAUUGCAACUUUAAUUGUGUUAAUUUUUUAACAAACUUUUAUCAUUUUUAUUUAUAAUUUUUACAAAAUAGAGAAAAAGUAUGACCACCGUGGGAUAAAAGAAGAAAGUAAUUUCAGCAAGAGACACCGUCUCUUAUCGAUGAAAAUGGGGAAAAAAAAAAACAAUAAAAAAAAAAAAAAAGAAUUUAUAAUUUCAAAUUAUUCUAGGUGAAACCUAGAAUUAAUCUAGAUAAUAUAGAUGAUAUUUUGGAUCAAGGGAGUUUUAUGUGUGCGUCUAUAAAGAUAAAAACAGGGGCGGAUGAACCACGAGAGCAUGGUGGUGGUACGCUUCAUUUCGCGCAUGCUACCUUAUCAUGUGGGGGUUGCUUGAAUCCAGAAUGGAUAAAAGAGAGAGAGGGAGAGAAUGAGUGACGCGAUGGUGGGAGGAAAGAGGAUGACGAACAUAUAAGGAUAGGGUGACUUCGAAAUAUCGUCACUGCUUUGAUUAAUAUACGCUAGCAAGUUUUCCCGCGGUUCUCUUCGGGGAAAAAUUUCGAAUAAAUUGUGACACGUGACGUUAACGCGAUUUUCCUUUGUGUUAUCAUACAAAUCACGUAUCACGUUGAUUUUGCACGAGCAUGUCUCUUUAUCAUCGCGAGACUGAUCACAUUAACGUUACUGUUAAUGAAGAAAUAAGUCCAAUUAUUUACGUGGGUGCAUCCGUUGUACUCGGUAUUAUUGGCUUUUUUGGUUUUACUCUGAAUUUGAUUGUCGCAUUUAUCAUCGUUAAGGACGCUCAAUCACUCUGGACUCCUGUCAAUGUAAUUCUUUUCAAUAUGGUCGUUGGAGAUUUUAUUGUAGCUGCCUUGGGGAAUCCUUUGGCAAUGAUUUCGGCGAUCAACGGUGGAUGGUAUUGGGACUAUAACAUGUGUCUUUGGUACGCCUGGUUCAUGUCGACAUUGGGAUUCGCUAGUAUUGGUAACUUAACCGUGAUGGCUGUCGAAAGAUGGUUAUUAAUUACACGACCGAUGAAAGCGUUGUCGAUUCGGCACGCCAUGUUCCUAGCAUUUGCGGUGUGGAUUUACGCGCUAUCCUUGUCGUUACCACCACUUUUCGGUUGGGGUAGUUACGGUCCAGAGGCCGGAAACGUAUCCUGUAGCGUGUCCUGGGAAGUUCACGAUUCAGCAACUAAUAGCGACAGCUACAUAGGAUUCCUAUUUAUUCUCGGACUCGUUCUACCAGUUGUCGUUAUAGUCACAAGUUAUUUUGCAAUCGUGACAACUACCAUAAGAGUGAAGAAGAAAGCCGGUGCCAGAGGGAGACGCGAGGCCAAAGUAACGAAAAUGGUAGCACUAAUGAUAAGCACUUUUCUCAUCGCUUGGUCACCUUACGCCGCCCUUGCUCUUGCGGCUCAAUAUUUUAAUGUGAAACCGUCACCCUCGGUAGCCGUAUUACCAGCUCUCCUGGCUAAAUCCUCCAUUUGUUACAAUCCCAUCAUUUACGCUGGAUUAAACGCUCAGUUUCCGCGGUCUUUGAAAAAGAUUCUUGGUAUUCGUGAUAUUGAAACUGGCACGAACGGGAGUCAACAGACUGCUUUGACUACGAUCAACAAACAGUAGCAGAAGCACUGAAACCAACCAAUCGGAAAUCUGAGUUCUCUUCUUUGGUUUCGAUUACCUAUCACGCAUGAAUACUGCAACUUGGAUAAGAUUUAUCUUAUUUUAUCGAAAGUUAGUAUAUACGUAUAUAUUACAUGUUCCCGUAUAUACCACUGUAUGUGUCUAUAUAUGCGUUUUUGGGAUAACAA